UCUUCACUCACAGAUCGAUGCAAAAUUCGCUACAUGUUGGUGGAAAACAACAAAGCUGAUGUGUUCAGACAGCUUUUCCCAAGCUGGAUUGAAAGAGAUUCCUCCAAAGUUCAGCAUCUGGACAUCACAAUUUUUGAGGCUUUGCAAAGUGAGAAAGUAAAUGAUAAAGAUACUAAAAUGAUAAAAGACCAUGAUCGGAUUCCCAGUGCCCUGCACCCUCCUGCGAGACAGCUGUGUGAUGAGUACUUAGACAGAGACCAAUAUUGCCUGGCAUAUGUUUUACACACCUCUGGGACCACAGGCAAACCCAAAAUAGUCAAUGUACCUCACUGCUGCAUUGUACCAAACAUUCAUCAUCUUGGAUCCAUCUUUGGUAUGUCACCAGAUGACCUUGUGUUCCUUGCCUCUCCUCUGACCUUUGACCCUUCUGUUAUCGAAAUGUUUCUAGCUUUGUCCUCUGGAGCCUGCCUACUAAUUGUGCCAGAGCAUCUUAAAAUGAUGCCCAGAAAAUUGUUCCAUGUAUUGUUCCAGCAGCAUAGAGUUACAGUGCUC
Messenger RNA from Staurois parvus, 552 nucleotides. NCBI's taxonomy places the organism in Eukaryota, Metazoa, Chordata, Amphibia, Anura, Ranidae. The record is from the annotation of a GenBank genome assembly.